Molecule: messenger RNA, 810 nt
Organism: Prunus dulcis (almond)
Lineage: Eukaryota; Viridiplantae; Streptophyta; Magnoliopsida; Rosales; Rosaceae
Product: OVARIAN TUMOR DOMAIN-containing deubiquitinating enzyme 11-like
Exons: 8
Coding region: 1-516 (171 amino acids)
Biological process (GO): protein deubiquitination
Molecular function (GO): cysteine-type deubiquitinase activity
Source: RefSeq, a predicted model, not a curated record
AUGAAGGCCCUUUCCAUUAUUAAGCUUUUCCAUCCACACUUGAAAAGAAUCUCCCUUAUACUGUCGGAAAAAUCUCUGUUGGCUACAUAUGAUUUAUCUGAACUGCAGAUUGAGGGUGAUGGAAAUUGCCAGUUUCGAGCAUUAGCAGAUCAGUUGUUUCGCAAUCCAGAUUACCACAAGCAUGUGCGAAAACAUGUGGUAAAGCAGCUAAAGCAUCACAGAAAACUCUAUGAAGCUUAUGUCCCUAUGAAGUACAGACACUACCUGAAGAAGAUGAAGAAAGCCGGGGAGUGGGGAGAUCAUCUUACCCUUCAGGCAGCUGCAGAUCGAUUUGGAGCCAAAAUUUGUGUAAUCACCUCUUUUCGAGACGCUUGCUAUAUUGAGAUCCUUCCUAAAGACAGGAAUCCUACCCGAGAGGUUUGGCUGAGCUUUUGGAGUGAAGUGCAUUAUAACUCAUUGUAUGCAAGUGCAGAUGUUCCGACAAGAAAUCCGAGAAAGAAGCAUUGGCUGUUCUAGAUCUAGGGUUAUUUCAAAUGGUCAUCAGUUUCGGAUAUAUACAAGUUAUAUAUUAGUAAGUAUACUAUGGUCAUGGGCAUUGUAACUUGGUGUAAAUUAACACGAAUUCCAGAUAUUUCUUUCAAAGUUUAUCUCUGUAUGCCCAAAAUUAGAAUUUAGAUCUGUAUAUAAAAGUUACAAAGGAUCCCCUAGCUUUUCAACGACAUCGUUACCACAGGAUUCUUGUAUAAAGAGCAUGAGCCAUGCAGAAAUUGGGUUCCUAUUUCAUUUGCAAGGUAUUGUUUCAAUGUGCUA